Molecule: messenger RNA, 603 nt
Organism: Letharia lupina
Lineage: Eukaryota; Fungi; Ascomycota; Lecanoromycetes; Lecanorales; Parmeliaceae
Exons: 2
Coding region: 1-603 (200 amino acids)
Source: RefSeq, a predicted model, not a curated record
AUGGUCCCUCUGAUGACUACCAACGGCAACAGCAUCGAAGUGCAGUCGACCCUCGAUACUUCUCCCGUUGGUCCAUCCGUGUCUAGAGUAGACGCUGGCAUAAACCACGACAAUCUCCCACAGACCAACCUCCUCAAACCAACCACAACCAUGCUCUUUACCCGUACCCUCAUCAUUUCCACCCUCACCCUCCUCGCCAACACACAAACCGCCCCCACAGACGCAGCGAACCCGACCAUCACACCCGCCGCCCUCCCCACCCAGGUCAUCGCUUCGAUCGAAAAUUACCUUUCUUCCCUCGAAACGCAACCAGAAUUCAGCUCCGCCAUCCAAGCGCUCACAUCCGCCAUGCCAGCCUCCAUACUCAACCAGAUCGAGAACGACCCAGGGGACUACUUGAGCUCCGUUUUGGGAGCCGGGGCACAACCAAGCUGGAUCAGUGCGGUGCCGACCAGCUACAUUAGUUACUUCUCGAGCAUUGGGGCUGCGGAGGCGAGCAUUAUCACUCAGACUGCUGCGGGGCCGGCGCCGACGAAUGGCCCGCGGGUGAAGGUUGUCGGGGCUGCGUUGGCGAUGGGGGCUGCUGGGCUUGCGCUGCUGUGA